GACCUCCAACCGCCUAGAUGGGACCCGGAAGUGCACACCAAAGAACCGACUUUCCAGACUCCCACAGGAGGGCGAAGUCGCCAGCACUGUGGAGCGCAUGGAUCGGCCUGAGCUAUGACUGCCCAUCCUUUGUGUCGUGUUCUGAAGAAUUUUUAGAGAAGAUUUAGCCUUGGAGCAGCACCGGGGAUUGGACUCAGCCCAUGGAGAAGCUUCCUGAACAGAUGUCUCUGGAGUCCCUGUUUCCAUCCCCUGAGCAGAAGCCUCGAAAGAGCAAGGGCUUUCACUGCUAAUGGAAAUGCUGCAUUGGAAUUCCUCAGCACCGUCUUCCAGAAAGAUCCCUCUAAGCAGAGGACCUGCUUUUUCCAGUAUCACUGCAAAACAACUUCACUUGCUUCAAUGAGAAAACUGACACCCAGAAGACAGAAGUAACUUACCCAAGGUCACUCUGCUGGUAAUGGCCGAGUUGGAAUUCAAAUUGAGAGCUGGCGGAUUUCAGCUUGCUGCUCUAACCCGCACCCUGUUCUGCAGGCUGGCGAGCGAGGCCUGACUGAGAACAACCCCUGAAGCCAGAUUCCCCUAUCGGAGGGCCAGCAGUUACCAAGAGCCUGCAAAUUCCUGUCUCUUUUUUUGUCCCUGAAUUGUUUGCAUUGGCCUAACCUGGGCAUGGGGCGUCCAGUGAUGCUGACUUUAGAGGACAAGGACAUAAAGGGUUUCACAUGGGCCAUAGCCCCGGCCUUGACCUCACUGGGUUACCUGCUCAUACUGUUGGUUGCCAUCUUCCCCUUCUGGGUUCGCCUUGUGAAUGAAGAGUCCCGUGAAGUGUUUUUCAGUGGCCUAUUUGAGAACUGCUUUCAUAUCAAGUGCUGGAGGCCUCGACCCUUAUCCAUUUACAUCAUCCUUGGCCGAGUUUUCCUGCUGUCUGCCGUCGUCUUGUCUUUCCUCACCACCCUCAUCAUGGUGUCCUUUGCAUCUCAGCUCUUUCCAAGGACCCGGAAGCACAAUUUGGUGUCAGCCUUCUUCAGCUUCCUCACAGGGGCUUGUGCUCUCCUGGCCUUGUUGCUGCAUGCCCUGGAGAUCCAGAGUCUGACGAUGAAACCCAGCCCUCCCCAGUUCUCCGUGCAGUGGCCUUACUACGUCCUGGGCUUUGGCAUCUUUCUAUUCAUAGUGGCUGGUGCCAUCUGCCUCUUUCAAGAAACAGCCUGCCUUAGGUGCCAUUUAUUACCCAUUUCCCAGAAUACUGAGGAGACUGAAGAGAUCCCGCAUCUAGAGAAUCUGGAGAGUUUGGGAGGAGUACCGAGCUCAGUACAAAAGGAGACCCUGCUGAAGGAAGAGACAGUUAUCUAGUUCAGGAGAGUCUGUCCUCUACCCUUCAUCAAGCUGUGUGUUUUCAAUAAAAGAAGGACUACUCCCUGUUAAUCCAUUCCUCAAAAACCUGGCUGGAGGGCAGGAGGGGAGGGAGGAAUAUUAAAAAAUGAUCAAGUGAAGUGAACCUUCAUAAGACAAAAACUGAACAGAAUGUAACCACAACAGAAGGUGUUGUGUUAGUAAUAUUAAAAGAAAAGAUGAUAUCCCUAUA
This is a messenger RNA of Phyllostomus hastatus (greater spear-nosed bat), 1576 nucleotides long. It is a transcript of the gene TMEM225B, whose product is annotated as transmembrane protein 225B. Bases 664 to 1344 code for a protein of 226 amino acids. Gene Ontology annotation, biological process: negative regulation of phosphatase activity. NCBI's taxonomy places the organism in Eukaryota, Metazoa, Chordata, Mammalia, Chiroptera, Phyllostomidae. The record is from RefSeq and is a predicted model, not a curated record. The transcript is spliced from 10 exons.